Molecule: messenger RNA, 1589 nt
Organism: Racocetra fulgida
Lineage: Eukaryota; Fungi; Glomeromycota; Glomeromycetes; Diversisporales; Gigasporaceae
Source: the annotation of a GenBank genome assembly
GGAUAAAAAUAAUGAAAAAUGUGAAAUGGAGACCAAACAAACUAUUGAAAAUUAUAUCAAACUUAAACGUAAAUCAGCAUCUACAAAACUUGAAAAAAUGCUUGAAGCCAUUUUUAUCCGAAAAGGCAUUUCAGCUGAUUCUCUUGAUAUAAUGAACACUUGCCUAGAAAAGAUCUUAAAGAACUUACAGGAUAAAUUUUCUGAAGAACAACGUAAACAAAAGGUUAAUGAAAUAUGGAAUAAAUUGCGUAAUAAUUUAUUAUCAAAAAACCAAGACAAACCGGUGGAAAUACAAAUAGAUGAAGAAGUAGAUGAUGAAUAUAGUAAGAUAUUGCGAGCAGAUCUUUACAAUAAAUAUAAAAAUGGAAUUAAACCAGAUUUAUCUCAAUGCAAAGCAUAUAAUAAAAUCGAAAUUAUGCGAUUUUCUUCAAAUUUGGAAAGAAGAGACAUUGAUCUCCUUUAUAAUAAAAUAAACAACUUGAUAAAUUUCAUAUUAACAGAAAAAGAACACUUUUAUAAUGGAAUUGUGCGUGAGCUUAAAGGAAAAUUAGAUAAAAUGUUGAAUGAUUAUUCAGCCAAUCUUAAUAUAAAAUUUUUGUUCGAGUUUAAAUGGAAUGUUCACGUAUAUACUUUGCUAACAUUUAAAUCAAAAAUGAUAAGUUUUCAAGCAAACUGGGAUAAGGAACAUACACCGCUCGGAAUGCUUGAUCAAAAAAAAGAUGAAUAUUUGAACGUGAUCAAUAAUCGUCUUCGAUAUAGUCAUGAAUGUCUUUCUGAAGGCCAUACCAAUGGGGUGCUUCGUAAUGCUUGGAUAAGCAACGCUGAAACAAUCAGACUUAGGUAUUUUAAUAAACUUGCCGAACAAGUUCACGAAGGUUACAAACAAGAAGCUAUAAGAUACUUUAUAAAUCCACAACGAAGUAUAGAAGAGUGGUUUAAAGAUUCGGUUAAUAAAGAUUCAAGUGGAAAUCCAGAACAAAAAUAUAAUGAUACUUUUAAUGCAGAAUUUGGUAGAGUUCAUCAAGAAAUUCGCAAUUGCCAAAGUUUUGAAGAAAUAAAAGUUUUUGUAAAUGAUUAUAUGACACAAGUUGAUAAAAUUGACUACAAGUUGGAUCUUAAGGACAGUUCAAGUGCUGAUUUUAACAUAUUCCGUAAUGCUAUUGAGGAAGAGUUUGAAACUAAAGGAAAUGGUCGUUAUCCAAAACAAGAAUCAUUUCAAAAACCGUCUGAUGAUGAAUCGGUUAUGGAAAAACUUGGAUGUACAGAACCAUGCCUUUGUGGAGUAAAUUACUUAUCUACAAGAGAAUUGGUUGUAGAAUCGUGUCAUGCAACGUUAGAUGAUUGUAAUGUGCGGUAUAAUUCUAUAUUAAAAAAAUGGGGUGAAAUAAAAUCUAAAGAUUUCCCAAAUUGGAAAUUUGAACCCCAUUACAACACCAUUUUUAAUGAUCUUAUGAGCUGGUUUUUUAAGGAAUUACACGAGGAUUUAGCAAAAUAUCAUGAUCUUGUACCGGCACGUCAAAAAGAGAUGGAAAAGUCAGGUUGUCUAAACUUGAAUUAUGUUGACAUUGCCAGUGUCUUGAGAGAAAAGA